GGCCCUGACAGGCUGUGGCUCUCAGGUCUGCUCCCGGGAAGCCCCCGCCUCCCUCAGGGAGCAGCCUGUUAAAAGAAGAUGAGGUCGUACAGCGCCCAGCCGUCCCUGCCCGGCCGCUGGGAAUGCCCACGGCCUAAGGGACUGGCCCUCGCCCAGCCAGCAUCCCGGGUCAGCGGCCUCGGCGCCAGCACGACUCCAGGUGGCCCGGCCCUCCGAGCUGACGGGUCCGGGGUCCUCCCCACCUCACCUCGGAUCUCCGGCGCUCGCCGGGCGGUAGCGGGCCAGCCGUAGGGUCCCUGGGGAGGGCCGCCCCGGGAGCCGGGCCCACCCGGCGGCCGCCCCGCGUGCCCCUCCCGUCACGGGACGGAGCCGCCCAUCGCUUGUCCCCGCUGCGCGCUCCUCGCGCUGCCCGCUGCCCGGCGGGCAGCCCCGAGGGCCAGGGCGGGCCUCGCGCGCGCCCUGCGGGCUCCCAGGCGGGCGCUGCAGCCGCGCAGCCCGGCGGCCCCUGCGGGAGCCGCGCUCCUCGGGGGCAGAGGGGGCGCGAGAGAGCAAGUGGGCGGGCGUCCUGCGCUCCGCAGCCUCCGCCCGGUCGUGGAGCGCAGGGUGCGAGCGCCGCGCGGCUCCGCGCUGCGCAUCGCGGCCCGCUCGCCGCCUGCCCCCGGCCGGGCUGGGCACCUCCCCGGGCUGCCGGCGGAGGGCUGCGAGGCGCUGGCGUUACGCUGUUUCCGGUUUUCUAGCGGGCUGUUUCCCCUCCCAAGGCGGCGGCGGAGCGGCGGAGCCCCCCAAAUGGCCUGGCCAGAUGCGGCAGGUUUGCUGCUCAGCGCUGCCGCCGCCGCCCCUGGAGAAGGCUCGGUGCAGCAGCCACAGCCACAGCAGCAGCGGCAGCGGCAGCGGCAGCAGCAGAGGCAGCGGGAGCGGCAGCAGCAGCAGCAGCAGCAGCAGCAGCCCCAGCCCCAGCAGCAGCAGCGCCUCCCGUCCCGCUGCGCCGCCCGAGCCGCGGCCGCCGCGACAGCCGCAGCCCCGCAGCCCCGCAGCCCCGAGAGCCGCAGCCGCCGGCGGCAUGAGGCGCGACCCGGCCCCCGGCUUCUCCAUGCUGCUCUUCGGUGUGUCGCUCGCCUGCUACUCGCCUAGCCUCAGGUCGGUGCAGGACCAGGCGUACCAGGCGCCCGUGGUGGUGGAGGGCAAGGUGCAGGGGCUGGUCCCGGCGGGCGGCCCCGGCCCCAACGGCACCCGCGAACCGCCCGCCGCGGGCCGCGUGGCGCUGGUGAGGGUGCUGGACAAGUGGCCGCUGCGCAGCGGGGGGCUGCAGCGCGAGCAGCUCAUCAGCGUGGGCUCCUGCGCGCCGCUGGAGAGGAACCAGCGCUACAUCUUUUUCCUGGAGCCCACCGAGCAGCCCUUAGUCUUCAAGACGGCCUUCGCCCCGCUCGACACCAACGGCAAAAACCUCAAGAAAGAGGUGGGCAAGAUCCUGUGCACCGACUGCGCCGCGCGGCCCAAGCUGAAGAAGAUGAAGAGCCAGACGGGACAGGUGGGCGAGAAGCAGUCACUGAAGUGUGAGGCAGCAGCGGGCAAUCCCCAGCCCUCCUACCGCUGGUUCAAGGAUGGCAAGGAGCUGAACCGCAGCCGUGACAUCCGCAUCAAGUAUGGCAACGGCAGAAAGAACUCGCGACUACAGUUCAACAAAGUGAAGGUGGAGGACGCUGGCGAGUAUGUCUGUGAGGCCGAGAACAUCCUGGGGAGGGACACGGUCCGGGGCCGGCUGCAUGUCAACAGCGUGAGCACCACUCUGUCGUCCUGGUCGGGGCACGCCCGGAAGUGCAACGAGACCGCCAAGUCCUAUUGUGUCAAUGGAGGCGUCUGCUACUACAUCGAGGGCAUCAACCAGCUCUCCUGCAAGUGUCCUGUGGGAUACACCGGGGACAGGUGUCAGCAGUUCGCAAUGGUCAACUUCUCCAAGCACCUUGGAUUUGAACUAAAGGAAGCCGAGGAGCUGUACCAGAAGAGAGUCCUGACUAUCACCGGCAUCUGCGUGGCUCUACUGGUCGUGGGCAUUGUCUGCGUGGUCGCCUACUGCAAGACCAAGAAACAAAGGAAGCAGAUGCAUAACCACCUCCGGCCGAACAUGUGCCCAGCCCACCAGAACCGGAGCUUGGCCAACGGGCCCAGCCACCCCCGGCUAGACCCUGAGGAGAUCCAGAUGGCAGAUUACAUCUCCAAGAAUGUGCCAGCCACAGACCACGUCAUCCGGAGGGAAACUGAGACCACCUUCUCUGGGAGCCACUCCUGUUCUCCUUCUCACCACUGCUCCACAGCCACGCCCACCUCCAGCCACAGGCAUGAAAGCCACACGUGGAGCCUGGAACGUUCUGAGAGCUUGACCUCUGACUCGCAGUCGGGCAUCAUGCUGUCAUCGGUGGGCACCAGCAAGUGCAACAGCCCCGCGUGUGUGGAGGCCCGGGCGCGGCGGGCGGCGGCCUCCGGCCUGGAGGAGAGGCGCAGGGCUGCCACGCCACCCUACCACGACUCCAUAGACUCCCUGCGGGACUCCCCACACAGCGAGAGGUACGUGUCGGCCCUGACCACGCCCGCGCGCCUCUCUCCCGUGGACUUCCACUACUCGCUGGCCACGCAGGUGCCGACGUUCGAGAUCACGUCCCCCAACUCGGCGCACGCCGUGUCGCUGCCGCCGGCCGCGCCCAUCAGCUACCGCUUGGCCGAGCAGCAGCCGCUCCUGCGGCACCCGGCGCCCCCCGGCCCGGGCCCCGGCGCAGACAUGCAGCGCAGCUACGACAGCUAUUACUACCCCGCGGCGGGGCCGGGGCCGCGGCGCGGGGCCUGCGCGCUGGGCGGCAGCCUGGGCAGCCUGCCCGCCAGCCCCUUCCGGAUCCCCGAGGACGACGAGUACGAGACGACGCAGGAGUGCGCGCCGCCGCCCCCGCCGCGCCCGCGCGCCCGCGGCGCGUCCCGCAGGACGUCGGCGGGGCCCCGGCGCUGGCGCCGCUCGCGCCUCAACGGGCUGGCGGCGCAGCGCGCACGCGCGGCGCGGGACUCGCUGUCGCUGAGCAGCGGCUCCGGGGGCGGUUCGGCCUCCGCCUCGGACGACGACGCGGACGAUGCGGACGGGGCGCUGGCGGCCGAGAGCACGCCUUUCCUCGGCCUGCGCGCGGCGCACGACGCGCUGCGCUCGGACUCGCCGCCGCUGUGCCCGGCGGCCGACAGCAGGACUUACUACUCCCUGGACAGCCACAGCACGCGGGCCGGCAGCAGACACAGCCGCGGGCCGCCGCCGCGGGCCCAGCAGGACUCGGCGCCCCUCUAGGGCCCCCGCCGCCCGCCGCCCCCGCCGCCUCGCCCGCCCCACUGUCCUUAAGGAGAACGGAGACCACCGGCUGGAGAGAGAGAAAGGAGGAAAAAAAGAAAUAAAAAUAUUUUUAUUUUCUAUAAAAGGAAAAAGGUAUAACAAAAUGUUUUAUUUUCAUUUUAGCAAAAAUUGUCUUAUAAUAUUAGCUAACGGCAAAGACGUUUUUAUAGGGAAACUAUUUAUAUGUAACAUCCUGAUUUACAGCUUCGGAAAAAAAAACAACAAAAAAAAAAGAAAGAUGGGCCAAUUUUUUGACUCUUUAAUAGAAACCUAUAUUGUGGUGCCUUCUGCUGUACGCUAAUCUGGGGCUCCUGGAGAGAAGUCUGGGUCGUGGGGUGGGGGUGGGGGAAAUGUAGGAUCCUGAGCUGGAGGGGGUGAGAGGAAGCCUGGAGAGAGGCCGUGGGGUUCUGCGGGGCGGGGCUGCGGUGAGGGAUUGGCCCGGAGGAAGGAAAACGGGAGGGGAGUAGCUUUACCCCCAGGCAAGAUCUUGAGCCCUGAACCCCCUGAGGAGAGGGCAGGGGAUCCUAGGCUUGGAGCUGGAGUUGGGUCAGGUACCUUUCAGGGGUAGACUGUUGCCCACCGACAGCAACCAGAAUGGGGAGGGGGGCCCCCGCUCCUUGCAGCUGCUAAGGGAGGGAGCUCUGACUAAGAGGUCUUCCCAGCAGCCCCGGCCCCAGGGAGGGGGCCGCUCUGCCAGGGCCCCAGUGUUCGCGGCUCCGCCUCCCCCAUGGCCGCCAGGAUGCCCCUCCGUCCUCUGCAGCACCUUCGUUUACAGGUCGUCUUUUCUAUUUUACGCCUGCAUGUCCUUUGCAUUUCAGAUUCUUUAGAUUGGAUGCAUGGUCACGCUGGGACCGAGAAGAGCCACUCCACAGUGUAUUUGAUUCCCCUUUUAGCAAUAAAAAACACCAUUUCCUUCUCACAGUUCCAACUCCAAGCCCCCAGCCUAUCUAUAACUUUCACGCCCUCUGCAGCCAUGUCCUCCCCAGCCCCCAAAACUGGGUCCACUGCUAAUUUGUCAAAAAGGUGAUUGUUUAAAAGAAAUCACAAACAAAUGGGAACCCUGCCCUGAAAUGUCCAAACACCUGACUGUUGACACUUGAACAUUUUUAUAUUAUAAAUAAAAUCAGAAAUAAUACGUGUUUGACUGUGUGUGCCUAGUCCCCAGAUGAGGAGGGAAGAGAGAGAAUGAGGACCUGGGGUGGUGAUGGAUGGGUGUCGGUGUGCAGGUUGGAGGUGGCCAGGACAGCUCCUGGGAGGAAGAGACCCUCCAAUCUCCACGGUUCAGUUCCUAGGACGGCCCAGCCCUCUCUCCCCUUCCAACAUCCACCAGGUGUCUCCCGUUGUUGCAGAGGUAUGUGGCCAAGGGGCUCAGGCAAAUUACUCUGCUUCCAGCUCAGCCUCAAAAGCCUGGCCCAGUUCCUGCCCUGGAGCUGCAGGGCAGACUGAGGCAACAGUUUCCAGGCCUAGGUGGGUGAAGAGGGAAGGGCUGUGGUGUUGGCACCAGGGUAGCUGAGGCAAGAUGACCCUUGGAGCCUCAAACAUGUCAAAGGCAAAGUCUGGACAUGUAGGAUGGCAUAAUGGGUACCUGUGGCUGCCAGGAGGACCACAGCUGCUGCAGCUUGUAAGCCCAUGGGGUGCUGCACUUUUCCCAAUUUUAUACCCCCUCAGAGCCAGGGCCUGUCUAAGCCUGCAGUUCCUGAUGAAGAGUACAGGAUUUCAGGCAUCAAUAAAGCAGAUGGAAGUCCAGGGUUAAGAAACCAUUCCCUUCACUGAUUAAUUUAUCAAACCAGUGCCCAGCGCCAGGAAUCAUUAGGUCCCAGCCAGACAUGAGGGGAGUCUUCUAUCAGAAGAGCUCAGGUGGCUAAGAUAUA
Manis pentadactyla (Chinese pangolin) is the source of this 5232-nucleotide messenger RNA. It is a transcript of the gene NRG2, whose product is annotated as neuregulin 2. Bases 800 to 3319 code for a protein of 839 amino acids. Gene Ontology annotation, molecular function: signaling receptor binding. NCBI's taxonomy places the organism in Eukaryota, Metazoa, Chordata, Mammalia, Pholidota, Manidae. Gene Ontology annotation, biological process: intracellular signal transduction; animal organ development; nervous system development. The transcript has 11 exons. The record is from RefSeq and is a predicted model, not a curated record.